AUGUCUUGGCAGCAAUACGUUGACACAAAUUUGAUAGGUUCGAAAAAUUUAGCAAGAGCCGCUAUUAUUGGACACGACGGAAAUAAUUGGGCAUCUUCUACUCCUAAACUAGUUUCACAAACCGAUGGAAAAGCAUUAUCCGAUCUUUUCAAGAAACCAAACGAAGCAUUGGAGAAAGGUAUCAUGCUAGAUGGUAUUAAAUAUAUGGGCAUUAAAGCAAAUGAAAGAAGUAUCUACGGUAAGAAAGGCUCAACAGGUUUAGUGUGUGUUAAAACUCUGAAAUCAAUUCUAGUCGGAUAUUACAACGAAACUCAACAACCAGGAAAUGCAACAAACACAAUCGAGAAAUUAGCUGAUUAUUUAAUUGAAAAUGGAUUCUAA
Messenger RNA from Heterostelium album PN500, 381 nucleotides. It is a transcript of the gene proB, whose product is annotated as profilin. Gene Ontology annotation, molecular function: actin monomer binding. Bases 1 to 381 code for a protein of 126 amino acids. Gene Ontology annotation, cellular component: cell cortex. The transcript is spliced from 2 exons. The record is from RefSeq and is a predicted model, not a curated record. NCBI's taxonomy places the organism in Eukaryota, Evosea, Eumycetozoa, Acytosteliales, Acytosteliaceae.